CCGGUUCUCUACCAGCACAACUACGCGCGCGGAUGAGCGAUAGACAACAUGAAGACUCUCAUAUUUCUGCUUCUAGUCACCUUGCUGGUGGCGGUCGUGUGCCAUCCUGAUCGCAGACGUGGACACGGUAACUUUGAAAACUUCUUUGAGCGCUUCUGCCCCUUGGGUAGGCCGGCCCGAGCCUGCACGAGGGCUGGAGGUACGGUAGUCUGCGAUGACACAUGGCAAGACGGCAGUUGCGAGUGCGUGCCAGCACUAGAUGCCGUUGGCUGGAAGAUCAAUACGCGCGGCUGCACAUGCUCCAGCAGCAGCGCAGGCGACGACUCUAUACUCGACCUGCCGACCAACCUCUGCUUCGACAUCAACCGCAACGAUGGAGGCGACGGUAUCAACCUCUGCAACUGUACACUCAGAGAAGACGGCAUCGCCACUGGCUACCAGUUCGAAUACAUAUUCUGCGGCGAUGAGUGCUAGAAGCGGCAUAUAUCACGUAUGACGAUCUCUCGCGGCCUCAGUGAGCGGCCCUUAAAUAAACUCUCUCUCAUUUUGUAUGGAGUAUAUUUUUAGUAAAGAUUUCGCGACCGUUCUUUCGCAUCAGUGAACCCUCGAAUGAAUUAUCGUGCCUUUUUAUGAGGCGUAAAUCUUUGUAAACGAAAUGAUUUAGCAGCAGUCUUUCGGCGCGAAUGCGUAUUUAAAGCUGGAUUUACUCUAUAUAGACUUUCGAACUUAAAGACUCACACGUCGACAGGGUAACCAGCUUAAAGCCGGGACCAGCUUCUAUAGGUCACUCUAUAAAUGUGACUGAUGUUCACGGAAGGCACGUAUAAUGAGUUUCUACGACACGAUAAAGCUUGUGUGAAGCUAACGCUAUUAUGCGCCACCGUAUUAACCGCGUCACGUCUCAGAGAAACGUAGCUAUUACGUUUUACUAUUACUGUCAAAACAUUGGAGGUAUAUACAAACAGAAAAUUUGUUUAAUCAUGAUCGGUAGCGCCCCUCUUUAUCCGUACUUAAAACGCUACUAGUAAAUUAUCUUGGUAGUUAGUAUAUGUUUUCGAUGAUGUUCACAUCGUCAAUUGCACAUGUGUGACAAAACGUUUACCUGGUGUAUAGUAUUAUGUGUUGUAGCGACAUUUUAUCAAUAAAUAAGAAAAUCCAAAAUGCA
Priapulus caudatus is the source of this 1165-nucleotide messenger RNA. RefSeq lists its product as uncharacterized. The transcript has 3 exons. The coding region runs from base 49 to 474 and encodes 141 amino acids. The record is from RefSeq and is a predicted model, not a curated record. Lineage: Eukaryota; Metazoa; Priapulida; Priapulimorpha; Priapulimorphida; Priapulidae.